This is a messenger RNA of Plodia interpunctella (Indianmeal moth), 3018 nucleotides long. It is a transcript of the gene Eip74EF, whose product is annotated as Ecdysone-induced protein 74EF. The transcript has 10 exons. The record is from RefSeq and is a predicted model, not a curated record. The coding region runs from base 807 to 2342 and encodes 511 amino acids. Gene Ontology annotation, cellular component: nucleus. Gene Ontology annotation, biological process: cell differentiation; regulation of transcription by RNA polymerase II. Gene Ontology annotation, molecular function: DNA-binding transcription factor activity, RNA polymerase II-specific; sequence-specific DNA binding. NCBI's taxonomy places the organism in Eukaryota, Metazoa, Arthropoda, Insecta, Lepidoptera, Pyralidae.
GGUUCAGUGACUUCUCGUCAGUCGAGCUAUCUAGACGUGCGUGCGUUGCGCGCGCCGGCUCACUCUACGAGCGCUGUGGAACUGUUUGUAAUUUUGAAUUUGGAAUCGUGUGUGUUUUCUUAUUUUGAAAAGAAAAUUUUUGAUGACAGUGACAGAAGUGUUGUGUACGGAGGUUUUGUCUUUGACGAUUUAUUUUGUGGUGCAUUCGGAUCAGUGAACUUUUGGAUUGCGAUUUGGACUUGAUGCGAAAUUGUGCGAAGUCGCUACUCCACCAGAUGUGUUCAGCAACCAGCCAGCCUUCCAAUAAAGCAAUACGCAAAGAUAUUAGUAUCUAGAAUGGCGCGAUACAGGUGAUCGUGCCAAUUGGAUGACACUGUCGAAGCUAGUUAUCUAGCGGUGGGCGUGUGCGCAAAAGUUGUGCGGCGCGCUGCCUCUAUGCUGUAUCGACGCAGGUUCGACAUUCACUGGGACGUCGCCAGGUGAUCUCGACGCGUCGCUGCUGAAGAGGAUUGGUUUGCGAGGAGUGAGGUAACCUGGCCAAAACGGGGACGUCGUUACGGCGAAGCCAAGACAACCGAAAUGUGUUCUUCCGCAACCGUGUACCUAAACUUCGCUUAAUUAUACAUCGAUUAUAUAAUGUACGAUCCGUCCAAGACGCUGCCAAACAUUUUGAACGAAUUUAUUAGUGUAGAUACAUUCUGGUUAAAAUAGUGUUUAGUGUUUGUGCUAGUGAACAACGCCAUCUGGCGUGGAGUAGGCGCGACAACGUGGCGGGGACGCAUGCGCCGUCGGCCCCGGCGCUGGCGAUGCCAUUUAUUGAAGACGAAUGGUGGUCUGCCGAGAAUGAGGGCAGGAUGGUCGACCUCUCUAAUUGCCUUCAGGACGCGGUAGUGGCGGCCGGGGGGCAAGCCGCCGCGCAGCUACAACAAAUGGCAACUUCCUUAGGAGAACUCUCCCAGGCCGAGCUGACCAACAUUGUUGGGGGACUGACCCUGGAGGCAGACGGCUCGGAGGCAACUGAUCCUGACGACAUCUUGAAGCAACUUGGAGAAACUGCUUUUGACAAUUUCGACACCUUUUUUACUGACUUGACCAAUGCUACCGCGUCGGCUGUGCCGCCAAUUGAAAUAAAACAAGAAGAAAACAACAACAUAUCAUCGCCAUCCGGGAGCCAACUACAAGGCUACUACCAGCCAAACAACCAGUUAAUACCAAACAACGGCCAGCAACGUCUACAACAGUUGUUGAGGUCCGGGACCCACGCUAUCAACAAUGUUGUUACGAAUAAUAUAAAUAAUGGACGGUAUAACAUCGCAUCUGCUAAUCCGCUAUUAGCUGAGAAACUGGCAGCGACAUCUAGCGGUAUAAAGCAGGAACCGAUCAGUUCGGAUUACAGUGGAACGACUAUGAACUAUGGAAGUGCAUCGCCAAUGCAGCGGGUGCCGAGCGGGAAGCCGCAGGUGCAUGAUGCUGGUGGAGGUAAAGUGGACGGCGGGGAGCCGGCGGGGCUGCGGCUGGGCGCGCGCGGCUCGCUGGGGCAGGCGCUGCUGCACGGGCUGCUUGCGCCCGCGCCGGCCCGGCACCACCUCUACACCGCGCCGAGCACAGGCUCCUUGCCACCCUCGCCGGCCGACAGCGGCGUCUCCGACGUGGAGUCCUCAUCGUCAGGAGCCGGCAGCGCGGAGGAGUUGAAGGCGCGGCUGCAGCCCCCUCCCGCGCCUUUCCACACCCCCUUCCUCCCUUUCUACCAGCACCACCAGAUCGCGAGCACGCUGCAACAUCACGCCGCGCAUCCACGGCCACCAGUUGGUGGCGUGAACGAGCGUGAUGCCUACGGCUACGGGUACGGCGGCGGGGGAGGCGGGGCGCACCACUUCGCGGCGCCCGCGCCCCCGCCCCUCCCCCACGACGACUUCCCCUACUCCGUCUUCGACAUCGGGGACUACCAGCGGCACCACCACCACAACAAGCUCAAGCCGAAGAAGCGGCCGCGCAACGACACGCCGCCGACCCCCGGCGUCAAGCGCAAGAGCCGCGAAGGGUCCACCACCUACCUUUGGGAGUUCCUCCUCAAACUGCUCCAGGAUCGUGAAUACUGUCCAAGGUAUAUCAAGUGGACCAACCGCGAGAAGGGAGUCUUCAAACUGGUCGAUUCCAAGGCUGUGUCGCGGCUGUGGGGCCUGCACAAGAACAAACCCGACAUGAACUACGAGACGAUGGGGCGCGCCCUGCGCUACUACUAUCAGCGCGGCAUCCUGGCCAAGGUGGACGGCCAGCGGCUCGUGUACCAGUUCGUGGACGUGCCCAAGGACAUCGUCGAGAUAGACUGCUCGCUCGCGUGAAUCUCCAGUGAAGUGACCGUGACAGGACUUUCUGUAAUACGUAACUAAUUUAGACGCGCUCUUACAUUUUUUCACUAUUUAGAAAAUUCGUCUAUUUUUCAAAUCAUCAUGCAUUACGUACCCCGCUUGUCGUUAAGAUAAUUCUCAAAUCGAACUAAUAUUAUUGUCAUUGAAUUUAAUACUAUUUAUACAAAAAUAGGAGAGACGAAAUUGAUUGCUCAAAUGUUUAUAUAGGUACCUAUUUUUAGGGUAUUUCAGAAGAGGAAACACUAAAUUUGCUAGCUGUUAUAUGGUACGGAGUGAUUUUUGUAUAAUGUUCAAACGAAUUUUUAAAUGUUUGUAUUGGAUUUAAAUGUUUCUAUAUAUUGCAUGUUUAGAGGACCGAUUUCGAUCGGCCCGCCGAAACUUCCUACCUCAAACAACAUAAGCAACAUUAAUAGAGUUAUACAAUUUAUGAUAAUUCGAAAAGCAGAUUUACAAUAUGCAAUAAGUAUGAACUUAUAGUCUAAAUAAGAGUUUAUAUAAAAGAAAUAUUUACUAAAAUGUUUAUAUAAUACAAAAUAAUAUCAUAAAUUCUCCGGUUACUUUGGUGCUUAUAAUGGCCGAUUCAUAUUUACUCCUUGUUAAACUACCAACCUCACAGCUGUUGAUUCUAUUAUAUAUAUAUAUAUAUAUA